Messenger RNA from Lodderomyces parapsilosis, 813 nucleotides. RefSeq names its product 18S rRNA (guanine1575-N7)-methyltransferase (gene BUD23). The transcript has a single exon. Gene Ontology annotation, cellular component: nucleolus. NCBI's taxonomy places the organism in Eukaryota, Fungi, Ascomycota, Pichiomycetes, Serinales, Debaryomycetaceae. Bases 1 to 813 code for a protein of 270 amino acids. Gene Ontology annotation, molecular function: rRNA (guanine) methyltransferase activity. The record is from RefSeq and is a predicted model, not a curated record. Gene Ontology annotation, biological process: rRNA (guanine-N7)-methylation.
AUGUCAAGACCAGAGGAGCUUGCUCCACCAGAAGUGUUUUAUAAUGAUUCAGAGUCCUUUAAAUAUACGUCGUCGACACGUGUGCAGCACAUUCAAGCCAAAAUGACUUUACGUGCGUUGGAACUUUUAAACUUGGAAAAAGAUGCACCACAAUUUAUACUUGAUCUUGGAUGUGGUUCAGGCUUAUCAGGAGAGAUUUUAACAGAAGAAGGAUAUGAUUGGAUAGGAAUGGAUAUAUCGCCAAGCAUGUUGGCAACUGGUCUAGAUCGGGAUGUUGAAGGAGAUUUAUUCCUUGCUGAUUUAGGUAAUGGGAUACCAUUUCGUGCCGGUACAUUUGAUGCAGCCAUAUCUAUAUCAGCUAUUCAAUGGCUAUGUAAUGCCGACUCUGCAAAUGCCGAUCCCAAAAAAAGACUAUUACUAUUUUUCAAUACCUUGUAUGCAUCAUUGAAACGAGGUGGUAAAUUUGUGGCUCAAUUUUAUCCCAUGAAUGAUUCACAAACUGAAAGUAUAAUGAGUGCUGCAAAAUUGGCUGGGUUUGGUGGUGGAUUGAUCAUAGAUGAGCCGGAGCUGAAACGUAAUAAGAAGUAUUACUUGGUUUUGACUGCAGGUUUGGCCGAACGUAAUAUAAAUUUGGCUGGUGCUGAAAUGGAAGCUCCUGAAGAAAAGAGUCUGAAAUUGAAUAGGAAAAAGAGGAAAUUGAUGGAGACGAGAAAGGAGUACAUCAAUAGAAAGAAGGAGACAAUGAGAAAGAGAGGUCGUAUGGUUGCUGAAGAUUCCAAAUUCACGGGUCGUAAGAGAAAGCCAAGGUUUUAA